Messenger RNA from Polistes dominula (European paper wasp), 1179 nucleotides. RefSeq names its product growth hormone-inducible transmembrane protein. Gene Ontology annotation, cellular component: mitochondrial inner membrane. Lineage: Eukaryota; Metazoa; Arthropoda; Insecta; Hymenoptera; Vespidae. The record is from RefSeq and is a predicted model, not a curated record.
CGCAUGCGCCUUCCGUAACUAACACGAGUGUCACAUAGUAGUCAGAAACAGUUGAGUUGACCUAACGUUUGCAUAUUUUUGAUUCAGAUUGCAUCGACAUUGCAUCAUACAUAAUACGAGCGAAUAAGUAAAAUCAGCAAGAUGAUGUUGGUUAGAGUUUGUCGGGCAGGCAUUUCGCCUACCAUAGUAAAUUUAAUGAAAACUCCCAUUACUCCUAAACCAAUUUUAAAACAAAUCCAACCUUCGAGAUUGUUCGCCAACGAUGGACGUACUGCAUUUACAAGAAGUGCACGCAAAGAAAAAACUAUUACAGAACGAUUGUCACAACCAGCUACUGAAAAACCAUUCUUGGUUGGAAAAGCUGUAAUUGCUGGUGCUUCUGCAUUUGGAUUAGGUGCUCUUUGUUACUACGGAUUAGGACUUGAUAGUAGGCCCGGAGCCAUAGACAAAGUACAUUUUUGGCCCGAGUACGUAAAAGAAAGAAUUAGAACAACUUACAUGUACUUCGGAGGAUCUAUCGUCCUCACAGCAGCAUCUGCUGCAUUAUGUUUCCGUUCUCCUGCAGUAAUGAGAAUUGUAACCAAACAAGGAUGGAUGGCGGUUGUUGGUACAAUUGCAGCAAUGAUCGGUAGUAGCAUAUUGGUACGAAGUAUUCCUUACAAGGAAGGUUUUGGUGCUAAACAACUAGCGUGGAUGGGUCAUGCCGGUUUAAUGGGUGCUGUUAUUGCACCAAUAUGUUUCUUGGGUGGUCCGUUAUUAACUAGAGCUGCAUUGUACACUGCUGGUGUAAUCGGUGGAUUAUCAACAGUAGCAAUGUGUGCACCUAGCGAUAAGUUUUUAAAGAUGGCUGGUCCUCUUUCUAUCGGUUUGGGAGUUGUAUUGGUUAGUUCAUUAGGAUCUAUUUUCUUACCACCCACUACCGCUUUGGGUACUAGUCUUUAUACUUUAUCCGUGUAUGGUGGAGUAGUACUUUUCUCCAUGUUCCUCUUAUACGAUACACAAAAAAUUGUUAAGCAAGCAGAACAAUAUCCUAUGUAUUACAACCAAAGUGUGAAACAAUACGACCCGAUAAAUAACGCUAUUUCUAUUUACUUGGAUGCUAUGAAUAUCUUUUUAAAUAUGAUACACAUUUUAUCACACAGUUCUAGCAAUAGAAAAUAAAUUUCCUUAAAAACGUGA